GUUCUCAGUUAUCAUAGGUCUGUUGUAGCCAUGUUGGUUUUCUCUUGGUCUCUUUUGGCCUUGCUGCUAGUGUCCUCCUCCUCGGCUGAGGUUGCUACCAUGGAGGAGGACACAUCCAGGGAGUUGUCUGUCGGUGAACUGCUGGAGAGAGCCAACAGAAACCGCACCCCUGACUUUGAUGAGCCCACCCUGAUCGGAGGAGACAUUGCUAUCAAGUCUGAGGCUGACAGAAACGCUGACCCCUGCACCGCUAGGGGCUGCCUUUGGCAAAAGUGGAGUGAUGGGAAGGUCUACAUCCCUUUCUACAUUACCAAUCACUACUCCUCCCGUGAGCAGGCUAUCAUCAUUCGUGGACUGGAGUCCUUUUCUUCAGUUUCCUGCAUCCGUUUCAGACCCUACCAGAACGGGGAUCAUGAGUGGCUGAGCAUUGAGUCCAGGAACGGCUGCUACUCGUACGUAGGUCGUCAAGGUGGUGGUCAGACUGUGUCGCUGAGUCGUCAGGGUUGUCUGUACCACAGCACUGUCCAGCAUGAGCUGCUCCACGCCCUCGGCUUCAACCAUGAACAGACUCGCUCUGACAGAGACAGCUACAUUAAGGUGCACUGGGAAAACAUUGUUGAUGGCAUGGCGUACAACUUUGAUAAGAUUGACACUCUAAACCAGGGAACUCCUUACGACUACAACUCUGUCAUGCAAUAUGAGAGGUACGCCUUCUCCAAGAACAACCGUCCCACUAUGGUUCCCAUUCCCGACAGCAAUGUAUCCUUUGGCCAGGCCUCCCAGAUGAGUCGCUAUGACAUUGACCGACUGAACAGGCUGUAUGAGUGUUAAACUGCAUGUGACCUUUGACCUGCUGCCUUGAUGACAUCAAAGCAGAUGAAGCAAUGAGUGCUUUGGGCAGAUGGAAGUUUGAGUGGUUAUGUAACAAUAAACUUGCAGACUUCA
Messenger RNA from Limanda limanda (common dab), 945 nucleotides. RefSeq names its product high choriolytic enzyme 1-like. The record is from RefSeq and is a predicted model, not a curated record. Gene Ontology annotation, biological process: proteolysis. Lineage: Eukaryota; Metazoa; Chordata; Actinopteri; Pleuronectiformes; Pleuronectidae. The transcript has 9 exons. Gene Ontology annotation, molecular function: zinc ion binding; metalloendopeptidase activity. The coding region runs from base 31 to 831 and encodes 266 amino acids.